AUGGCCAUGGGAUUCUUGUGGAACCGAAUACGGCUCCUAAAGACCUACGUACAGUACUCAGCGCAUAUUGAUCUUGGCUCAUCAAGAAAAAGUGGUGUGCCAACCACUGUUGAAACAUCCGCUUCUUCUGCGGAGCCGCAAGAGGGACAAAACGAAAUUAUUGUUAAAGGUCAUGGGGAACAAGGGCUUUCAUACACGGUAGAGCCACUGAUAUGUGGCCAGCUCAUUGGGCAUGGCAGGAGACUACAGCAAGAGCAAUGUCCCAACUCGGACUCGUUCCUUUCUAGAACUCCAGGGAUCGACUUCGGCGGACAGGGGCAACGACCGAGUUUUUCAUCGAAAUUCCCCCUAGUUCUGCACCUAAAUUCCCCAGUCCCCGGGCCCGGAGCCCCUAAAGGUUUUAAGGCGAGGACAUUGGUCAAGUUAUACGCCUUUUGCCUUAGCCAUUAUCUGCCUUGA
Histoplasma capsulatum G186AR is the source of this 459-nucleotide messenger RNA. RefSeq lists its product as uncharacterized. The coding region runs from base 1 to 459 and encodes 152 amino acids. NCBI's taxonomy places the organism in Eukaryota, Fungi, Ascomycota, Eurotiomycetes, Onygenales, Ajellomycetaceae. The record is from RefSeq and is a predicted model, not a curated record. The transcript has 3 exons.